Penaeus vannamei (Pacific white shrimp) is the source of this 468-nucleotide messenger RNA. NCBI's taxonomy places the organism in Eukaryota, Metazoa, Arthropoda, Malacostraca, Decapoda, Penaeidae. The record is from RefSeq and is a predicted model, not a curated record.
AUGUGCUUAUUCGCACAACCGUCUGAGCGUGUUGAAGGGGUCAAGGGUCAGGGGUCAGGCUUCAAGGGUAAUGGGUUAGGGAUUUGGCUUCAGGGGUCAAGGGUCAGGGGUUUGGCUUCAGGGGUCAAGGGUCAGGGGUCAGGCUUCAAGGGUAAUGGGGGUCAGGGUCAGGGUUUGGCUUCAGGGGUCAAGGGUCAAAGGGUCAGGCUUCAAAGGGUCAUGGUUAGGGAUUUGGCUUCAGGGGUCAAGGGUCAGGGUUUGGCUUCAGGGGUCAAGGGUCAGGGUUUGGCUUCAGGGGUCAAGGGUCAGGGUUUGGCUUCAGGGGUCAAGGGUCAGGGAUUUGGCUUCAGGGGUCAAGGAGUGACCCUCACGCCCUCUCAGCGGCCGAUGAGGAGCAGGAGUCGAGCGCAGAGCAAUUUGCACUGCUUUGCCCUCUGCAACAUUUCCAUUGCAAAAGUGUCGGCUUGA